CUGAAGUUUAUGUGCAAAAAAACGAAGCAAGGUAGCCGGUCAGACUGAUUAUUUCUAUUUGUAUAAGAGAUAUUUUGAGAAGUUUGAUUUAAUUGAAAUAAAUCUAUAGUAUUAAUAAGCAUCUCAUAUAGCUCUAUGCCAUCAUCUAUAAGUAGAAAAUAAAAUUAUCUACUCGAAUUUUAUGUCUCACAAUCUCUUUGGUUUAGAAAGCAGAAAGUAUUGUUUUGUUUCUGACUCUCAUCUUCGAGUUGUUUGACAUAUAAUUAACACAUUGGGCACGAUGUGGCCCACCGGUGGGCCACGCUAUGGUUUUACGAGUAACUGUAUAGAAGAACACUUUCUUUUGAUUUUUUCUUAGGCACGAGGUUAUAAACAUGAAGUGUCAGUUGUUCUGUGUUCAGUGCUUUAUUUGCGUCCUUUAUUCCAUAGGAUAAUGCUUGUCAUUAAAACACUCUAGACAAAAAAACUUAUCACAGUCAGAACAAAAAGUUUUCACUUUCUUUGCUGCCGCAUAGCUUGCUUCUCUUGACUGUUGUGCCUUUCCCUUCGCAUAGCAGCUAGUACAUCGUCUGCCAACAUUGCGCGUAGAUCCUUCCUUUUCUUCGAGCUUGUGAUCAGCGAGUUUGCGCUUGGAAUGACUUGCUGAUUGUUGUAUCGGACCAGGUUUUAGCUUCUCGAUUGGCGCACCAAGGAGUAAAGAUCGUACAAGACUUUCUCGAAACUGUAAAAUCUGUAUGUUGCUCGCCGCAUAAUUUUCCUUGUAAAUCAGAUAACUAUUAACCACUGCAGUUCCAAAUACCAAUUCAAAUGCCACCUUUUUAUACCAUUUUAUUGACCGUCUCAGGCAUGUGUGGUAUGUUGAUAGUUGAUCUGAUAAAUCAGUACCUUGUCUGCCUUCAUUGUAAUCGAGAACAACUUGCGGCUUCAUGAUGCGUUCAUUCAGUUUAUUGAUUUUUCCGGUGUUCACCACAGUUGCUGAAUGAAAUGGUUUAGUAGAUAUCAUCAGAACGUCUCUUUUAUCUUUCCACUUGAUCAAUUUUACACCGAUUUUGUUCUGGAGCCCAUAAACCUCACCAGGCUUGAGCUUUUUCUGAACAACUUCAUAUCCUGAUCCAGUACGAUUACUUCUCAAUGUUCCAAUAAGAUACGUAUCCUGUUCCAACAAACGUUUUGCUAGAGAAAUACUAGUAAAGAAGUUGUCAGCCACCACGGUUCGAUAACAUCCCGAAAGACCAUUCAAUAGAUUCAUUACGACUGCUUCAGCAUGUCCACGACCUGCCAUAGGAUCUUGCUGACCAGUAUAGAUCACAUAAUUCCAGGUGUAUCCAUUGGUAGCCGCUAGCUUGUAUAUCUUUACGCCGUACUUGUGUGCUUUUCCAGGGAUGUAUUGUUUGAACAAAAGUCUGCCUCGCCAUGGUACCAUACUUUCGUCGAUGCUAAUAACUGAGCCAGGCAUAUAUACUGAUGAAAACCUCUCUUUGAGUAAAUCUGAGAGUGGUUUCAACUUGAACAGCCUGUCGUGGUCCGAAUUCUUGUUAUUGUUGUUUGUAAAAUGCCAAAAUUUGAGGAGUAAUUCAAACCUCUCUCUCGACAUGGCAUUUCGUAUGAUCUCUGAUCCGUACAAUUGACUACUGCUCCAGUAGUAUUUCAGUUUCGGCAUUUGUACCAAUCCCAUCUCGAUAAUGAUUCCAAAGAACUUCAGCAUCUCUUCAUCGGUGGUUGGUUUCCAUUGACGAAAUUUUGACCGUCUGCUAAUCUCAUGAGUUUGCAAAUAUUGUUCCGCAUAGCGAUUAGUUUCACGAACCAUAAGGUCAAUAAUUUCGUCCGUAAUGAAAUGCCGAUAGCAAUCGAUAGGGUCGAUUGUAUUGUCUCCUGAAGUCGAAGUUACUUCUUCGACGAGACCAUGAUCUUCCAUAAAUUCAUCAUCCGAUUCUGGUUUUAUUUCAUUCCAGACGUUUGAAUCGACCUCGUCAUUUGUCACUUCUUCGUCGGAGCUUUCAGAUUCAAGAUGUAUUCUAUCGAAAUCAUCAUCCAAAGAACUCACUUCACUUCGUGAGCUAACGCUUUCUUCUGAAUCGGUUUCUUCGAACGACAUGUGUACUAUUCCAAAAAUUCACUCGUCUUUAUAUAGUAAAACAACACAUGGAUAAGAAUAACAGAGAAAAGCCUGGAAUUUUCCUCCUUCUUCUCACAUAUGUUAUAUAUAACAUGAAAAAGAACGAAAAAUUGACUCAGGCAAUUCUAGUUACUCGCGAAAAAUGAUUCAUUAUGUAGUAAUACAAGAAAGAGAACGAUAAAUAAUCAGUAGAAGAUAACGAAAGGGUCAUUAAGUGCAUUUAUUAGAAGUGAACUAUUCAUAAAAAUGACAUCUUGCAGAAAUUUCAUACGAAAACUGAAUCGUGCCCAAUGUGUUAAAGGUCUCAUACCGUUUGACAUGUAAAUGUACUCUCUUCCAAUUGAACUGAGACAUUAAACAUAUUAAAAAUACCUGACAUUACAUGUAAUAAAAAUGACAAUUGAUUAAAUAGUAUUAAAUUUAAUCAAGAUCUCGAUUAUAGCUAGAUUCUUCAUAGAUAAAUUAAGAAGGAUGAAAUUAUUUAAAUAAUUUUUAGGGAGCUUAUAAAACUGCAUGACAUUUUGUAUUAACUUCAUCGAUACCGUAACUGUCCAUUCAAGAUAUAAUCAUAGCAAUAUUGUUUCUAGUUUAAAGCUCAUAUCAAUAUCAACCUUUAGAAAAUUCUAGACCAACAAAAAAAACUUUCUUCUAAGAUUUAACCAGCUCAGAAUGCGAUACAAUAACAAUUUGAAGAAGAAAUCUUCACACUUAUUGCUAUUGAGAAUAGCUGAAAUCAUGAUAAAAUCUUUUACGAUCGUUGCUUUUUUGUGAGAAUCCUCAAAAAUUUAUACCUAUUGAAUAGCCUACAAAACACUAACUUGCAAAGAUUUUAGAUCAAUGUUUCGAUAGGAGAUUUGUAUUGUCUUGUAAAGAAGUGAAAAUAUUUAAUUGUAGAAAGUUCGAAAUCGAUCCGUGAGACGAAACUGCUAUUGUUUAAAAAACCAUGUUCCCUACCCUAUUAAGUUGAAAAUUUGUAAUACAUUAGAAAUGAAUUCAAAAUAAAAGAUUUGAUUGAUUCGUAUAUAGAUUAUUGUUUGUGCUACAAUGUAGAAUAAUGAACAUGACAGAUUCUUCAAAUAUUCUUGAACUUGGGAAAUAUUUGUUUUUGAGUUCUUCUUAUCUACUAAAAUUUGAACUUACGUAUUUUUUUAUCUAUACUUAUCCUAUUUAGCACUUCGAUUAGCCUUUCUACAAACUACUUGUUUGUUUGAGAUUCAGAAAUAAAUUACUCAAUAAUAAGUAUGAUGCAAAAUUCAUGGCAUAAAAUACUUUCGAAUGGUAUAUGAUUUAUAUUUGUCACACAUUCCUAAAUGGAAUAAGAAAGAAAAAUACUUACACAAAAAAUUUGUAAUUUUUUUAUUUGAAUCAGUCAAAAACGUCUUAUGCAUGGUAGUUAAGUAUAAUUAACUAUCGUUAUUAUCUAGCAAGAUGUUUUUAACGAAUUCAUAUAAAAGUGGCAAAUUUAUUUUGUCUCAUUUCACUCAGAAAUGUGUGACGAACAUAAAUCAUAUACCGUUUCCUAUCAACUGAUAACAAAAUUGUUUUUCCUUACGUUCAAAUUCUAUUAUAACUCAUUUUAUUCUAAAACCCAAACAAUAAAAAAUGAAAUAAUUUUUAAAUAUAUUUCAAACUCGAACUAACGAAACCAGUGAAUAUGUUGGAAAAAUUCGAUAGAAAAGAAAAUUUCAUUCAUGAUAAAAUCCGAGUUCAUCGCAAUUUUUCACAUUACCAGUUAAAUUUUAGUUAGUUUUAGUAAAACUAAGGAUUCUUAUCCAAAAUAUUUGAAAAAUCAGCAAUGUUUGUUUUCAACAUUGAGAAAAACCAGAUUCUAAUCAAGUUUAUAAGUAAAAAGCUUUUGUAAUUGAGAGCAGUUCAAUACUGUUUAAAACAAAUGACAAUGACUCAUUUCAACGACAUUGAUGUUUAUUUUUACUUCAUACUUUUGCCUCCAUUUCAGUACCACUACGUGCAAGUUCCAUUGAUAUUCAUCCAAAUGCAACAUGGUCAACGAAUGCUAUCACUGUUGCUGGAGGAAAUGGAAAAGGCAGUGCAACCAAUCAACUCUUUCUCCCAAAUGGUUUGUACGUCGACGAUGAUCAGACGAUUUAUGUCGCUGAUUGUGAAAAUCACCGUAUUGUGGAAUGGAAAUCUGGUGCAACGAAUGGAAAAGUAGUUGCUGGUAGAAAUGGACAAGGAAAUGGAGCUCAUCAAUUAAAAUUCCCACGAGAUGUGAUUAUCGACAAAGAGAGCGAUAGUCUCAUCAUCAACGAUUGUGAAAAUAAAAGAGUAGUUCGAUGGCCUCGUCGAAAUGGUACUCGUGGUGAAACUAUUAUUUCCAAUAUCUCUUGCGGAGGUUUGACAAUGGACGACAAUGGUUAUCUCUAUGUCGUUGACAAUGGAAAACAUGAAGUGAGACGAUAUAAAAUUGGUGACACUAAAGGAACAGUGGUUGCAGGUGGCAAUGGAAAAGGACAUCGUCUCGAUAAACUCUCUAAUCACCAAUACGUAUUUGUCGAUCGAGAUCAUUCAGUUUAUGUGUCUGAUUAUGAAAAUCAUCGUGUAAUGAAAUGGGAAGAAGGUGCAAAACAAGGCAUUGUCGUAGCCGGUGGCCAAGGAUAUGGAAAUAGUCUUACACAAUUGAAUGAGCCUGAAGGAGUCAUUGUUGAUCAAUUGGGUACUGUCUAUGUGGCUGAUUCUUGGAAUCAUCGAAUCAUGCGUUGGCCAAAAGGAGCCACACAAGGAAGUGUCAUUGUUGGUGGAAACGGUUCAGGAGCAUGGUCAAAUCUGCUCAAUGGUCCCACAGGUUUAUCAUUUGAUCGACAUGGCAAUCUCUAUGUCGUCGAUUUCGGAAAUGAUCGAGUUGGUACACGUCUUUUAUUAAUUCGUGAAAAUUAUGAUAUUAUUUUAUAUGACGCUCAACAAAAGCGCUCAUUAACAAAAGUUCGACCAACAUUAGAUGGUAAAAAUUGUUGGGAAAAAUUAACUUUUAUUUAUUUACAAGAUCAGAUUCCAAUGCUAUUAGGAGAUGUUGAAGAAUGCAUUAAACUUCUUAGACAAUGA
Molecule: messenger RNA, 5176 nt
Organism: Rotaria sp. Silwood1
Lineage: Eukaryota; Metazoa; Rotifera; Eurotatoria; Philodinida; Philodinidae
Source: the annotation of a GenBank genome assembly